GAGACGGAAAGGUUGCCGCUUAGUUAAAACGCCUAUCCCGGUGUGGAAACGCCCCCUUUUUCGUUCUGCAGGGACUAACUUGAGCUCAAAGGCUACAGUCCUCGAUUCCAUGCUGCCUCAGAAUUCUGUCUGAAAUCACUUUCUGGAGGAACCGUGUACAAACGCGGUCUGUAAAGUCUUUGUCUGGUAAGAAAUCAAGCGACUCGUCAAAGCUUUCUGACGCAGAAGCAGUGGUGAGCAAGAGCAAGAGAAAUUCAUAUUCGGUGAAGCUCCUCCCACAAACCCUGCAGAAUGAAACGCACUGAAGAACAAACAGAGUUGAUUGAAGAAAAUGAGAAUGAAGAAUUGAGUGAAGUUGAGGAGAAAAAUCAUGUCAAAACUGGAGAAAAACCUUUGAGUUGCUCUCAAACCAAACAGAAGGAUUUAAAGAAAAGAAGAUCCAAGAAAUAUUUCACCUGCACUCAGUGUGGAAAGAGAUUGACAAGCAAAAAUAGUCUUGAUGAUCACAUGAGAGUUCAUACUGGAGAAAAACCGUUCACAUGUGAUCAAUGUGGAAAAACAUUUCUGAGGGCAUCAGUCCUGAAGAAACACCUGAAAGUUCAUACAAAGGAGAUGCCACAUUCGUGUAAUUUGUGUGGAAAGAGUUUUUCACAGCCAAUACAUUUAAAACUGCAUCAGAAAAUACACACUGCUGUGAGAGAUUACAUGUGUUUUGAGUGUGAGAAGACUUUUACUUCAGCAAAUGGUUUAAAACGACAUAAGAGGAUUCACACUGGAGAGAAACCGUUCAAGUGUUCACACUGUGACAAGAGAUUCAAUAAUUCAGCAAGUUGGAAAAGACACGAGAGGAUUCACACUGGAGAGAAACCCUACAAGUGUUCAUACUGUGACAAGAGAUUCAGUUGGUCAGGACCUCUGAAAACACAUGAGAGGAUCCACACUGGAGAGAAACCGUACACAUGUGAUCAGUGUGGGAAUAGUUUUGCAACAAAAGGACAACUUACAGGGCAUAUAAGAGUUCAUACUGGAGAGAAACCGUUCACUUGUGAUCAGUGUGGGAAGAGUUUCAUACUAUCAUCACAUCUUAAAGAACACAUCAACAUCCACACGAGAGAGAAGCUGUACACAUGUGAUCAAUGCGACAAAACAUUUUUGAGGGCUUCAGACCUGAAGACACACCUGAGAGUUCAUUCAAAGGAGAAAACUCAUUCAUGUUAUUUGUGUGGAAAGAGUUAUUCAUGUUUACAAAGUUUGAAAGUACAUCAGAAAGCUCAUACUGGUGUGAGAGAAUACAUGUGCUUUGAGUGUGAGAAGACUUUUACUUCAGCAAACUGUUUAAAACUGCAUGAGAGGAUUCACACUGGAGAGAAACCUUACAAGUGUUCACACUGUGACAAGAGAUUCAGUCGGUCAGGAGUUCUGAAAACACAUGAGAGGAUCCACACUAGAGAGAAACCCUACAAGUGUUCGCACUGUGACAAGAAAUUCAGUCAUUCAGGAGACCUGAAAAUACACGAGAGGAUCCACACUGGAGAGAAACCGUAUCACUGCUCUGCAUGUGGGAAGUGUUUCAAUAAUUCAUCUGCUCUACACAGACAUACAAAAAACAUUCACAGUAAGUAGAUCAUCUUCAGAUCAGCACUUUCAGGACACUCAUUUGUGUCCUCACCAAAUGAGACACAAUAAUGCAUCAAGCAAUAAAAUAUCAUCUGGAUAUAUCUGUCCUAACCAGACAUUACAAGUGACAUGACAAAGAAACAUUAUUUGAAGUUUCACAGUGAAUAAAGUUCAUCUUCAUCUUCAAAACCAGCAGAUUCUACUGAGAGCUUCAGAUCAACUCAAAGAUGAGUUCCUCCCCAGAAAACAAUGUCAAUAAGGUUUAUUAUUGUGUAUCAUUUCACUUUAUUAUAUAAAUUAUAUCAUUAUGCUUUCUUAAGAGUUUCAUAUUAUGUUCAAUUGUCUUAUAAUGCAUAUGCAUCACUUGUAGUUUGCUUACUCUUUCAUGAAGGAAAGUAGAAGCUUUUUACAAUCUGUUCUUGUUCAGGAAGCUGAAGAAGAGGCUGUGACACUUUUAAGAAACACCAAGAAUAAUUUUUUUAACUUGUUUAAUAUUUGUAUUUUUAUUUUUAUUUAAAUAAAUCUUCCAUUUAUGAUGUAUUUUAGAAAACGCAGAUGCAAGAUAUACUGUCAUGUAGCUUUGCAACUGAUCCUUCUGUGCUUCACUUGUAAGAAGGAAUAGUAUCUGAACCUGGUAUUAAACAAGUCCUGCUCUGACAUGAUCGGUUCUGCUUUUGGUACUGGAGAAAUUAAGGAAAACCACUAACAGUUUAUUAUUGAUACAUAAAAGUUAUCAAGCUAAUUGUAUCUUUCCAACCGUUUGUAUAUGUGAUAAUAUCAAGACAUUUGUCUAUAAUGUUUUCGUUAUUUGCAAUUCAAAAGCGAGAUCUCUCUUGCACUUGAGGGCUGUGUGAUUAAUUUUAUUUUAUUUUCAAUUUUGAGUUUGGCUUUGAGGUAAAGCGAUAUAUUAGAGAAAAUCUGAUGUGUCAAUAUUCUGGAUCCGUGCAUUAGUUCUUAAAGUGACAGCAGUCUAAUAUACUAGCAGCUGUCCAUAUCUUCAAUAAUCAAACAACAAAAGAAAAAUAGCAACUUCAAUCUCUGCUCUUGCCUGAAUGACUUUAGUGAAAGUGAAAGUCGUGACAUUUGCCAAGUAUGGUAACCAAUACUCAGAAUUGGUGCUCUGCAU
Messenger RNA from Cyprinus carpio (common carp), 2743 nucleotides. RefSeq lists its product as uncharacterized. Lineage: Eukaryota; Metazoa; Chordata; Actinopteri; Cypriniformes; Cyprinidae. The record is from RefSeq and is a predicted model, not a curated record. Gene Ontology annotation, molecular function: RNA polymerase II transcription regulatory region sequence-specific DNA binding; DNA-binding transcription factor activity, RNA polymerase II-specific. Gene Ontology annotation, biological process: regulation of transcription by RNA polymerase II. Gene Ontology annotation, cellular component: nucleus.